This is a messenger RNA of Mya arenaria, 789 nucleotides long. RefSeq lists its product as uncharacterized. The transcript has a single exon. The record is from RefSeq and is a predicted model, not a curated record. Lineage: Eukaryota; Metazoa; Mollusca; Bivalvia; Myida; Myidae. The coding region runs from base 1 to 789 and encodes 262 amino acids.
AUGCUGAAGUCUGCUUGUGUUCUGCUUGUGUGCCUGGCAUUUGCAAAUGCUUACUACAAAAAAGGCGGUAAAGGGGGUCGAGGAGGCGGUUGGGGUGGACGCGGCGGUUAUGGAGGCAAGGGCGGCUACAGCAAUGGUGGCUACGGAAUGAGCAGCGGUGGAUAUGGUGGCAAGGGAGGCAAUGGUGGUAUGGGCGGUUAUGGCAAAGGUGGCUAUGGAGGCUAUGGCAACAACGGAGGAUAUGGCAACAACGGAGGAUAUGGUGGCAUGAGCGGUUAUGGCAAAGGCGGAUAUGGCAAAAACGGUGGUUAUGGCAACAACGGAGGCUAUGGCGGCAUGGGCGGUUAUGGCAAAGGUGGCUAUGGAGGCUAUGGCAACAACGGCGGCUAUGGCAACAACGGAGGCUAUGGUGGUUAUGGCAACAACGGCGGCUAUGGUGGUUAUGGCAACAACGGAGGCUAUGGUGGUUACGGUAACAACGGAGGCUAUGGUGGUUAUGGCAACAACGGCGGCUAUGGUAGUUAUGGCAACAACGGCGGCUAUGGUGGUUAUGGCAACAACGGAGGCUAUGGUGGUUAUGGCAACAACGGAGGCUAUGGCAGCAUGAGCGGUUAUGGUAAAGGUGGUUAUGGAGGUUAUAGCAACAACGGAGGUUAUGGCAACAACGGAGGUUAUGGAGGCUAUGGCAGCAUGGGCGGUUAUGGCAAUGGCGGCUAUGGCAACAACGGAGGCUAUGGCAACAUGGGCGGUUAUGGCGGUAGCUACGGUAGCUACAGCAAAUAUUUUUAA